AUGUGCUCGUCAGACGGCAUCACUGCCGUCGUUGUCGCAACAUCUACUGGUGAGAGCCUGAGAGGUCCAGGGAGAGACCGAAAGAAAGAGGAGAGUCAGCUCGGUUUUACUUACGUGGACCCCGGCUGGGGAGGCCAGCGUUGUUCCAGCCAGAGCGACAGGCUUCUCCUGUACGGGGAGCCGAAGGCGGUCCGCCUGUGCGACGGUUGCGCCCGAGAAGCUGCGGCAGAGAACCACUUCGUGGAGCACCACGUCCCGCUGCUGCUGGGAGGCGCCACGCUGGUCCGGACGAGGCAGCAGCAGGCCUUCGGCCUGCUUCUGGCAGCAGCGCGGGCGCCGCGGCGGCGGCCUGUGCGCCUCCGAGUAACACGAGAUCUGUCUACGCUAGAAGAGCUGGACGACGAAGAGGAGGAGGCGGGGGUCUCGAAAGGCGGCGGCAUAGCAGAAGGGGGCCCCGCGAAGAAGAAGUCGAGGGGGGGUACCGCCCGUCGCCACCCCCUGGCCGAGGUGGAGUCGGUCGAGCCGGCCCCCGAAAGGUCGGCGUGGGAUGCAGCGGGGUGGCUGGGCAAGGCGGAGGAGGGAGCGGCGGCGGCCGCGGCCGCGGCGCUGGUGAUAAAGCUGAGGGGGAAUGAGCAGCUGAGACUAGAGGCCCGCAGCGCGGCCGAGCGAGACCGCUGGGUUUCCGCUCUUGGGGAGGCGGUCCGCCGGCUCCGCGCGCCCCGCCUGGAGGACGAGGUCGAGGAGGAGCGAUGGCGCCGGAGGGAGGAGGCCGACGCCGCUGCAAGACGCCUCCGGAACGCCCGGAAGAGGCAGGAGAACGAGGGGCUUAGGGCCAGGAUGGCCGAGAAGUACGGACUCGAUCCUGAGAAGUACGCCUUCUCUUCCCGCUCCGGCGGCGGCGGCGGCGGCGGCGGCAGCGGCGGCGGCUGUGGUGGUGCUGGCGGCAGCGAUGGUGGCGGUGGGGCUCGUGAGGGCGGCGGGGGUGCUUCUGCCAUCGCCGGUGCCGGUGCCGGGAGAAUACGGCCGGCGGCACCGCAGCAGGUGCAACAGCGGCAGAAAUCGCGGCCGGCAGGGAGCGACGGCGGUAGGAGGGAGGUUGUGGGGAUUGAAGGCGGCGGCGGCGGCGGCGGCAGGGUAGGCAGGGUCAUUGGAGAGGUUGCGAGAUUUCAGGCGUUGGCAGGACUGGUUCAAUAG
Ectocarpus siliculosus is the source of this 1194-nucleotide messenger RNA. The record is from the annotation of a GenBank genome assembly. NCBI's taxonomy places the organism in Eukaryota, Phaeophyceae, Ectocarpales, Ectocarpaceae.